AUGGCUUGCUGUAUCGCCCGCUGCUGCAGCGUCCCCACCGGCCCUGCCACCACCAUCUGCUCCUCUGACAAGUCCUGCCGCUGUGGAGUCUGCCUGCCCAGCACCUGCCCACACACCGUCUGGCAACUGGAGCCAACCUGCUGUGACAACUGCCCCCCACCCUGCCACAUCCCUCAGCCCUGUGUGCCCACCUGCUUCCUGCUCAACUCCUGCUACCCCACCGCAGACCUGGAGACCAUCAACCUCACCACCUACACUCAGCCCUGCUGUGACCCCUGCGUCCCAAGCUGCUGCUGACCGGUGGCUGCUUUGCUCUGUGCCUGCCUUUGAAAGAGUCCACCCAGAAGCUCUAGCGUUCACCUGUCUCAGCACCUGCAACUUGCUCCCUCUGCUUUAGGAAACUGGAACCCAGGCAACACUACCACUGACAACACAGCCACCACCUCCCCGCAAAAUAGAGGGCAAGAGAUUUUCAAUGACCAUGUAGCUAUUAUCGGUAGCCAAGUGCCAUUUGAAUAAGCGGAAGCCUAUGGCUUCCCAAAGUCUAAUUCCUCAGUAUUAAAGUGUACCUGUCUUUGGUUCUUUGGG
Messenger RNA from Sciurus carolinensis (gray squirrel), 588 nucleotides. RefSeq names its product keratin-associated protein 3-2. The record is from RefSeq and is a predicted model, not a curated record. Lineage: Eukaryota; Metazoa; Chordata; Mammalia; Rodentia; Sciuridae. The coding region runs from base 1 to 297 and encodes 98 amino acids. The transcript has a single exon. Gene Ontology annotation, cellular component: keratin filament. Gene Ontology annotation, molecular function: structural molecule activity.